Molecule: messenger RNA, 2274 nt
Organism: Leptopilina boulardi
Lineage: Eukaryota; Metazoa; Arthropoda; Insecta; Hymenoptera; Figitidae
Exons: 6
Coding region: 273-2141 (622 amino acids)
Source: RefSeq, a predicted model, not a curated record
GUCUUUAGCGACAGUCAGUGAGUUCAGUGAGAGUGCUGAGAGGUUUCAACUGAUCUGCGAAAGUUUAUACCAUGAAGUUUCAUGUACACACGUUUAACCAUCGAUUAAUGUGUCUUUUUUUUUUAAUUCGUGAGUGAAGUGUCAAAAAAAAAAAUAAAUAAAUAAAUAAAAAAUUGAGGAUUUAACAACAAAAUAUCACUGGAGAAAAUUAAUUUACCGCUGUCGUCAUAUUUUUUUUUAAAAAACAUUUUUUCCACCUUCAUUACACGGAAAUGGAGAGAAAAUUCAAGUUUGCCCUAUUGUUGACAUUAACAUGUACAAGUGUAAGAUCAUUGGAUGAGAAAAUUUUAAAGGAAGAAUUAUUAGAAUCGGCAGCAGCACAAUUGGAAAGACUUGCACCAUUUCGUCAAGCUAAACAAUUCACAACUAAUGAUUUAAUCGAUAAUUCGAGAAAUCAUUUUUUUUAUCAUUCCAAUAAAACAAGAAAUCGUGAAAAAGAAAAAGAAAUGAUAAAUGAAAAAAAUGAAAAAUUAGAUGAAUUUCAAUUUCCUCUUCAACUUUUAAAAAUACUUGGUGGUGACAUUAAUAAUAAUAAUAAAAAUAAUAACAAUAAUAGUCCAAUAAAAGAACCAAUGGGUUUUCAAUUUGAAAGAAGAGGCGACAGCAAUACAUUUGAUGCAAAUCCAAAUUCCCUACAGGAUGCAAAUUUCGAUUUAUUUUUACAAGAAAGAAUCAAACGUUCCGGAUCCAAUUCGGGAAGUUUCAUUUCCGGCAUUGCUUCCAAAGUUAUUGGCGGCAUUGCCGGUGCAUCAUCAGGUCUCUCUAAAGGUUCAUCAAGUUCAUCUGAUUCAUCUCAUUCAUAUGGUAACACUGCCUAUGGACCACCAGUUUAUUCAUACGAGCAACAAUCGUUCAAUGCCUGGGACUUUAAGAAAGCAAUUUUGAAUACUGUUUUUCAAGCAAUCAAAGCCAUUAGUGGAGGUGUUCUCGCACUAAAAGGGCAAUUAAUUAAAGGAGGUGGAUUUCUUAUUUCAACAAAGGGACGUCUUAUCAGUAGUACAGGGGAAGCUAUUUCAAAUUUAGGACGUAAUAUUGCAAGCAGUACUUAUGUGGUUGCACCAAAACCAGUUUACACUCAAACUGGAUACGCCUAUAAUCCACCCUCAAGUCAAAGUUACAGUCACACUGAUUCUUUCGAGGGACCACCCCCAAGUUCCCACGAUUAUUCAUCUGCUGCAUUUGAAGACAGCUAUCAUCCUCAAAACACCUUUGGAGCAGCAUCCGAUGACGAUGUACAAGCUGGCCUGGUGAUAAUGACUCCAAGUCAAUCUAAUCAACUUCAUCAUGAUGAUUUUUCAACUGAAUUGGAUCCCCGUCAUCCAAAUAUUCAACAAGCACUCGAGGAGAGUUUUGGAGGUUCACUAAAAGGCUCAUCAACAUCUGAUAUCAUUGUGAACAACAACAACAACAACAAUCUCCAUUCAACUGAUGAUCAAUUUUCACUUCAAGAAUUACAACAAUUUCAAUUGCCAACAACAAAACCACAUUUACCAUUUGUCACAUCGUUGAAGCAACAUAAUGAAUUAUUACCUGACAAUAAUAAACAUUCAUUGGAAUAUGAUUUGAAAAAUCAAAAUUCCAAUUAUAAUGUGGAAAUUCCAAAAAUUUCACCAUUACCAAUUUCACCAACAAAUCCUAGCAAUAGUUUACACAUUGAUUAUCCACCUCACAAUAAUCAUAAUUCAAAUCAAAAGCCAAUAAUUAAUUUUGCAAAUAAAUUUCAAGAAAUUGAUUUUUCAAAAUUUAAUCAAUUAAUUAUGAAAAAUCAAGGAUUUUCUUUGGAUAAUUAUCCACAAUUGAUUAAUGAUAUUAAAGCAGAGCCACUUGUUUCUGGAAUACCAAUUACAUUAAAUCAUCAAGAAUCAUUGAAAAUACCAAUUCUUAAUAAUGAACUACCAAAGGAACAUCGUUUCUAUGAAUAUCAAGAUAUUGGAAAUGGACCAUUUCCAUUGGAAAUGUUUGAAACUCUCGAUACGAAGAAGCAAAAUGAAAUAUUUGGAGGAAAAUUAAUUUCACAGAGCCUUCAAGUUCAACCGGCUAUUGGAUAUACUCUACAGAACACUGGACUACAUAGGAUAUAGAAUUUGAGACUGAGAUUUUGAGACUAAGUGGUCUAUGCUUACGCUUUUUAUCCAACCCAACCGAAGUUUUGGAUAGGAAAGAAAUAAUAUUUAUUCCAUCACUAUAUGAGGAUCAACGAAAGAAAAAAUGUUU